Molecule: messenger RNA, 1179 nt
Organism: Symbiodinium necroappetens
Lineage: Eukaryota; Dinophyceae; Suessiales; Symbiodiniaceae
Source: the annotation of a GenBank genome assembly
AUGCGUCACAUCGCGCGGGAAGCCUCAGGCUGGCUCGGCCACCACGUGGAGCAGCCGCGCUUUGUGGCUUUGGCGUCAGGCGACGAGCCGGUCAUAGCCUACUCGACCCUGCUGGCGUCCUUCCCCACCCCCGACGGCCAGGUGCCCAAGGCGGUCCUGGCAGCAAUGCAGGGCAAGUUCGCCAUCGACUUGACGACAGACGCCGCCGCCCGCGGCUUGACGCAGCAGGGCCUCGAGAGGAUCCUCGAGUCCACCGGCGACGCUCGCUUCGAUGGGAGGGUGGUUGAGAGGCUGGCCAUCCCCAGAGAGGCGGUGGUGGAGGGCUUGGCGACGUCGCAUCCUACCGUUCUGCACCUCUAUGCCUUCUACAACGUCCCGGCGGACUCCUGGGAGCGCUUGGGCGCGAGCCUGGACAGCGACCGCCUGCGGAAGGUGAACCUCGAAUGGUGCUUCCGCGCUUCUGGCGAGGGCUCCAAGGCGCUGCUGGCCGGGCUGGCGCGGUGCUGGAAGCUGAAGGACCCGCCGACUUCCGAGUUCCGAGAGCUGGCGAUGGACGGUUGCGAAGAAGUCCCGGGCGAGGCCUGGGCGGAGCUCGGAGCCGCGGAGUGGCCGGAACUCCGGAAGGCGAGGUUCAAGUGGUGUUUCUACUCAAGCGGCUCGGGCUCGGGGGAGGAGCUGCUGGCAGCUUUGGGCCGCUCCCGGCAGCUGGAGGCCUCGGAGAGAAGAGAGCCCCACUCCUUUUUGCUUCCGUCCCGUCCCGGCAGCGGCCGCCAGGAGGUGGAUUUCGAUUGGUGCGAGAAGAUCCCCGACGCGGCCUGGGAGCUGCUGGGCGACGGGGCGUGGCCUCGCCUCCGCGUUGCCGAAGGCGUCCCGGAGGAGCACCUGCAGCGCCUGCGCGAAGCUUCUCUGGACCUCGAAGCGGGUGCAGGCGGGUGGAGCAUGAGAAGCGUGCGUUGGGGCACUCGUUUCGUCUCUGGCUCUGGCUUUAAGUUCCCCCGCGUCAGUCGAGAGAUCCGGAGCGACCGCACUGUGCGUGCCUCAUGUGCUGCUACAGGAAAUAUAAGAUUAAGUACUGUAGGAAUGCGAGGCAUGCAUGGAUGGAUGGAUGGAUGGAUGGAUGGAUGGAUGGACGCAUGCGUGGAUGUCUGUCUGGGGACCGGAAGCAGUAGCUACAGCUAG